This is a messenger RNA of Dendrobium catenatum, 4953 nucleotides long. RefSeq lists its product as uncharacterized. The transcript has 5 exons. The record is from RefSeq and is a predicted model, not a curated record. Bases 178 to 2841 code for a protein of 887 amino acids. Lineage: Eukaryota; Viridiplantae; Streptophyta; Magnoliopsida; Asparagales; Orchidaceae.
ACAUAUCUCUCUCUCUCUCUCUCAAGGCACGGCCGAAAAAAGGGCGGAAGGGAAAAGUUCGACACCUCUCGUGCCCUAAUCUAACUCCCCACCCUCUCAUGGUGGGAAAGAUAAGAUCAGCGGUUUAGACCUCCGCUAGCCCUAAUCUUAGAUUCAUUCCUCUUCUUUUCGUUUCUCAUGGGGGAUGCGAUAGGGAAGGAGGUAGGUGGCUUGAUAAGCGAAGGCGUCCUCCCUAUCGUUUCUUCGUGGUCCGUCAUUCGUUCCCCUAGCCUAUCUUCUUGUCAUCGAUGCGGGCUCGGUUUUCCAAUCAAUGGCAGCGUUGACUGCCUCAAAACCUUAGAAAGCCAGUGGCGCGUCGUUCUCCUCUGCCGAGAAUGUUUUGCUUCUGUUAAAUCAGCUGAGGUAUGUUCCUACUGCUUCCUGUGGUUUCCAGAAUUGGAAAAGGGGUUUCUUGAUUGCAAUAUGUGUUCGCGUCGUGUGCACCGCACCUGCGUGUCCCUGCACCACCGUAACUUUUCGCAUACACUGUUCGAUGCGGACAAUUUUAUCUGCGUUGACUGUCGCCCCAUCCCCAAAUUAAGACGAGAAUAUUCUAAAAGUUCUGGAGGUUCCACAUCUCGAACUACUUUCAGUGUUUCAUUGGAUGAUUUUGUUGAAGGGGCAACAUCGAUUUCAGAGAAGAAGGAGACCUCUAAAGGUAAGGCUAGGGAGAAUGAGGCGAAGAAAGUAUUGGUGACAAGGGAUUCGUCUGAGCUUAAGAGGAAAGCAUUUGAUGCUGUUCGUUUGGUGAAAGAGUCUUCUUGCGUCAAUUUAAUUGUCCCUGAUGAGAAGAUGGCUCUUAGUUUGCAUCAAACAAUAAAUGGAUCACAGAGGAUAUCCAGGAGUUUGUGCCCUAAGGGCGUGAGUCAGGUUACUGUCCCAAGGAAAGAGCAAUGUAAAUAUAAUUCUGCUGUUAGGAUUAUUGACUCUAAUUCUUGUGCCCAUCAUGGCAAGAUUAAUGUUAGUACUGAGAAUAAAUCCCUUCAAGAGGAUUUAGGCGUUUCUGAAUCAAUUUUGACUAAUGGUCCAUUAUUUAGGCAGGAGAAUAGUGAUCUGACUAAUCAAGUUAGGGGAUGCACCACAGGUUAUCCUGACGAUGUUUCAUUGAAUGAGAUGGAGGGCUCUCUAAAGUUUCCCAAUUGUGCUGAUGAUGGCAGUAAUUCUGGCGGCCUUGCGUUGUUACCAUGUCAUAGUUUGAAUACUUCGUUGAAGAGUACAAUGCCACUUAUAAAGUCCAGAUUCGAUGAUUGUGAUGGAGAAAGAUCAUAUAAACUGCAGCGAAAGAGUAUUGAUUUGAUUGGUCUAAAUGGGUCUUUGAAGAAAUAUUUCAGGAAAAGUUGGUGCUCUGGAAGAACUAUGCGGGAGAAUUCUCAUUCAAUUUUUAGUGGUAGUCCAUUAUUUAAGCAGGAGAAUGGAGAUCCAAUGAAGCAACAUAUGACCUGUGGGACAGAUGGCCCUAGUGAUUUCGCCUUGCAAGAGAAGGAGAGCUCUCAGAGGUUUCCAGAUUCUAUUGAUGAUCGAAGUAAUUCUAACUCUACAUUGUUACCAUGUCAUAGUAUGAAUGUUUGGUUGAUCGGUACAUCACCAGCAGGAAAGCAUAGAUUUGGUGAUUGUGAUAAAUUGGAAUACUCUAAACUUAAGCGAAGAAGCAUUGAUGUGAUUGGUCUGGAUAGGCCUAUGAAGAAAUAUUUCAGGAAACAUUGGGAUUCUGGAAGAACUAUUCAAGGGAGUUCUCAUCCAAUUUUGACUAAUAAUCCAAUAUUUAAGCAAAAUAAUACGGUAUUGAUGAAGCGAACUAGAGAGUGCAACAUAGGUUGCUCAGGAGAUUUUUCCCUGAAGGAUAAGGAGAGCUCUCUAAAGUUUCCAGAUUCUACUGAAUAUGUUAGUAAUACUGACUCUGCAUUGUUACCACAUCAUAGUUUGAAUACUUGGUCUAAUAGUUCAAUGGCAUUAACAAAGUACAGAUUUGGUGAUGGUGAUGGAGGUGGAUCCUCUAAACUACAGCGAAAGAGCAUUGACGCAAUGGCUUGUAGGUCUAUGAAGAAAUAUUUUAGGAAACAUUGGAGCUCUAUUGAUGCAAUAGUUUCAGAUAAGAAGGGGAAUUCUGAAUCAAUUUUGGUUAAUAGUCCAUUAUGUAAUGAGAAUGAGGAUCUUACGAAGCAAACUAGGGGAUGCAAUACAGGCAACAUAGGGAUUAUUUUCUCAAACGAGGAGGUGAGCUCUUUACAGUUUCCAGAUUAUACUAAUGAUGGUAGUAAUGCUGGCUCUGCAUUGUUUCCUUGUCAUAGUUUGAAUAGUGGGUUAAAUAAUACAUUUCCACUAACAAAUUAUAGUUUUUGUGAUGGUAAUGGAGAGAGAUCCAAAAAACUGCAACGAAAGCCUAUUGAUGCAAUAGUUUCAAAUAAUAUGAAGAAGUAUUACAGAAAACGUUGGGGUUCUAAAAGAAUUAUGCAUGGGACUUCACAAUCAAUUUCAAUUAGUAGUUCAUUAAUUAAUCAGGAGAAUGGGGAUCUGAUGAAGCAGAAUAGAGAAUGCAACACAAUUUGCCCAAGGGAUUUUCCAUUGAAGGAGGAGAUUUCACUGAAAUUUCCAGAUUCUACUGAUGGUGGCAGUAAUAUUAACUCUGCAUUGUUACAAUUUCAUAGUCUGAAUACGUCUUUGAAUAUUACAAUGCCACUAAUAAAGUAUACAGUUGGUGAUGAGGAUGGAGUGGGAUACUCUAAAUUGCAGCGAAGGAGCAUUGACGCAAUAUGUUCAGAUGCGUCUUUGAAGAAAUAUUUCAGAAGAAAUUUGGGUUCUUGAAGAAAUAUGCAAGGGAAUAACUCUUAGAUUCCACUUUGACAGCCAAGCUGCUCUUGGGUAUUGUCGGUUUUUUCUGUUGCUACUGAUAUACUGGUUGCAUUCUUCGGAAAGCAAUUUGUAAAGAUGCCACUUGCGGUAGACAGAUCUUUUCCUUGGAUGCAAGAAGUGGUCAUCAUGCUUCUUUUACGAGGGUUCAUGAGGUGUCCAAGCUGCUUUGGUGUAUGAUGCAGGAAUUUGUUCCUCACGUCAAGUACUGCUGACUUCAAGAUUGGAGUUUCUGCAAGGAAUACUGUGCAGGAAAGUCAAGCCUGGUGAAUGAAGGAAAACAAGACAAGUUUCAGAGUAUAGAUAUUAAAAGUAUGAACACUUAAUUUCAGUUUCAGUUAUCUUUUAUUAUGAAUAAUCACGAGCAAGUUCAGAUUGAAAAAAUUGAAAGAUAAAAACAGAAGUAGCAACUAAAAUAGAUUACUUACCAGAAUGCUUUUGAUUAGAGUAAACGGGUUUCUUAAACGAGCAAAGAACAAAUGAGGUAUGUUAUACAGCCAAAGAUCUCAUAUAAAUUUAUUGUCUUGUUUGUGAAAUCGGAAUUGGCAGAAUACAUGGAAGCAAUUUUAUUGGGAGCAAAACUUGACUCUAUUAAUUGAUUAUUUUUUGAAUUUUUUUACCAGUCAAGUGAAAGAUAUAUUCUACUUGUUGGCCUUGGUACAUGGAUUAUUACAGUUUACUUUUUAGUAAGCCAAACACUAGAAAGAUAUUCUACUUAUUCUCUCUAUAUUAUAGACAUGUUUUAUGGCCUAAUAAGCAUGAAGUACUUGUUUCCUUUGCAAGUCGGUAAUGAUUCCAAUUCCUCAAGAAAAAAAAAAUCAUAAUUAAUAUUCUCUCAAGUCAUACUCUUGAAGUGAAUGAAUAAGGUGUGAUGUUGUUUUCUUCCAAUAUCUGAAUUUAUUUUUAUUUUGUUUAUUAUCAAGAGACCACGAACAAGAUAUUGACGAGGCUUAACCACUAACCAAAAAUGUUUUAUACUCUUCUCGCAUCCCACUAACCUUCCUUAUAUUUUCAAUUUUAAUUUUUUUCUUAUGUAACAAUUACUGGUUAUAUUUUGAUGCGGUUAUGGCACAACAGAAUUUCAUAUAAAUUCUUUCUCUGGAAAGCAGUAAGCGUCAACACCACAAAAAUCUACCAUCAAAGACUAAAGGGGCUUGGCUUUAUAUGUUCCCCGUGGAUGGAGAAAGCCAUUGGGCAAGUAGAAUAGCUGGGCAACUGUAACACUUGAACAAUUUGCAGAGAACUGCUUUGGAAAGGUGUUCUUGGAGCCAAAUUUGGAGCAAUAGGGUGUUUCUGAGAGCCAGCUUUAUUCCUCUAGAGAUCAUGCUACAAAAGUUCCUUCUCAAAUAGGAAUAGACAUUGCAUAGUGCAAAAUGGUCUCUUAUCCAGAAGAAAUCUGUUGAAGCUGCAUUUUUCUUGGGGAACCCUUGGUUUGCAAAAGCAUCUUACUUUUUGGCUUCGUUUGGUUCCCCUAAGUUUUUUUCAUUCUUAAAUAGAGGUAUUACAAUGGAGAAAUAGAAUUUUUUUUCUUCUCGAAUCAGCGAAAAUAUGGAGGUAUAUCAAGAGGUGUUUUGAAAAAGUCGCGUAAAUAAACAUUAAAAUAGUAACUUUUUCAUCGAUUGAAAUCGGAAACGGAAAACUUACGGACGACCAAACGAGGCCUUUAUUGGCUACCGUGACAGUAUAGGAGGAAUUUGCUCUACUAAUAUGAUUAUAUUGGAGAAUACUCCUUGCAGGAAUUAUACAGGAGGCUAUCCUAUUUUAUUUUUUCUCCUAGAUGGCAAGCUGGUGAAGAGGUAAUCUAAUGAAGCCUACUGAAUAAAUGUAGUAAUAGUUCAACCAGUCAGUUUGUAAAGGAAUUUGGAAGUAAAUGAUUUAAUAGAUUAUGUUGGAAUAGGAAAUUGGUCCUAGUUUAGCGAUUUUGAAAGAGUUAAUUAUUUUGAAGAUUUUGUUAAAAUGCCCAAAUAUCAAUGUUAUAGGAGCAUUGUUUGCCUAAGAUUGUUUGGGACUCUGUGAAAGUGUUUGAGAUUGCUAAAUUGAAAACCGAUUGGAAUUGUUUAAUGUUUA